AUGGACAUUGCAAAGGCGAUUUCUAAGAGCCUUAGUGAACGUGUCGUGAUCUCCAAGGUGAAUGGUAUCUUGUGGGAUCUCGAGCGUCCACUGGAGGGUGAUGCUACGCUUGAACUGCUCGACUUUGAGCACCCGGAAGGCAAGCGUGUGUUCUGGCACUCGUCCGCACACGUCCUCGGUGAAGCAGCAGAACGACAUUACGGAUGCCACUUGUGCAUUGGCCCUCCCACGGACGAGGGUUUCUACUAUGAAAUGGGUAUGGGUGAUAGUGGGGAUCGGCCCGUGAAGUCAGAGGACUUCGAACCGCUCGAGAAACUCAUUGGCAUGGCUGUGAAGGACAAACAGCCGUUUGAGCGGGCCGUGCUGACCAAAGAACAGCUGCUGGAAAUGUUCAAGUAUAACAAAUACAAAGUACACAUUAUCAACUCGAAAAUCCCUGAUGGCACAUCGACGACCGUGUACCGCUGUGGCCCUAUGAUUGACCUAUGUGUUGGUCCGCACAUCCCGCACACUGGACGCAUCAAGGCUAUGACGGUGCUGAAGAACUCGGCCUCGUAUUUCCUCGGCGACCAAAAGAAUGAUUCGCUGCAGCGUCUCUAUGGCAUCUCGUUCCCGGACAAGAAGCAGAUGACCGAGUACAAGCAUUUCCUUGCCGAGGCUGCCAAGCGAGACCACCGCCGCAUUGGAAGAGAACAAGAAUUGUUCAUGUUCCAUGACCUUAGCCCUGGUAGCUGCUUCUGGCUCCCGCAUGGUGCACGCAUUUACAACACGCUUCAGGACUUUAUCAAGAGCGAGUACCGAAAGCGUGGCUUUGAUGAGGUCAUUUCGCCUAACAUGUACAACUCCAAAUUGUGGGAGACGUCCGGUCACUGGGCAAACUACAAGGAUGAUAUGUUUGUUCUCUCUGUCGACAAAGAGACAUUCGCGCUAAAACCAAUGAAUUGCCCUGGCCACUGCCUCAUGUUUGCUAGCCGCGACCGCUCGUACAAAGAGCUACCUCUGCGCUUCGCCGAUUUUGGUGUGAUCCACCGCAAUGAGGCGAGUGGUGCAUUGAGUGGACUAACACGUGUGCGACGUUUUGUGCAGGAUGAUGCGCACAUUUUCUGUCGCGCAUCGCAGAUCGAGGAUGAGAUGAUCAACUGCUUCGACUUCCUGCAGACGGUGUAUGGUCACUUCGGCUUUUCGUUCAAGAUGGAGCUUUCGACGCGCCCAGAGAAACAUUUGGGUGAUGUGGAGACAUGGGAUGCGGCUGAAAAGCGUCUUGCCUCUGCCUUGGACCGAUUUGUACCAGGCCGAUGGGAGUUGAACCCUGGUGACGGAGCAUUUUACGGACCAAAGAUCGACAUUACUAUUAGUGAUGCUAUGCGACGCGAGCAUCAGUGCGCGACUAUUCAGCUGGACUUCCAGCUACCGCAGCGCUUCAACUUGGAAUACAAGACUCCACAGGGCGGAGCUGAGGCUGACAAGCAUACGGAACGCCCGGUUAUGAUCCACCGAGCAGUGGUCGGCAGUCUUGAGCGCUUUAUUGCGAUUCUGAUUGAGAACUUCGCCGGCAAAUGGCCAUUCUGGCUCUCGCCCCGUCAAGUGCUGGUUGUUCCCGUCACACAAUCCGUGUAUGAGUAUGCGGAGGAAGUGCGGGCCUUGCUGUGGGACCGUGGCUUCUUUGCUGAUGCCGACCUGUCAGACAACACUCUCAACAAGAAAAUUCGGAACGGCGAACUCGCCCAAUACAACUUCGUGUUUGUGGUGGGCCAUGAAGAGAAAGAGACCCGCAGUGUCAACGUUCGCAACCGCGACAACGAUCCAAAGGUCAUGAAGGGCAAGACGGAUACCAUCAAACUAGACGAUAUUUUGGCUAAGCUGCAGAAGCUCAAGGAAUCGCGUGCUAUAGAGAAUCAGCUCCCGUAG
Messenger RNA from Malassezia globosa CBS 7966, 1908 nucleotides. RefSeq lists its product as uncharacterized. Gene Ontology annotation, cellular component: cytoplasm. The transcript has a single exon. The record is from RefSeq and is a predicted model, not a curated record. Lineage: Eukaryota; Fungi; Basidiomycota; Malasseziomycetes; Malasseziales; Malasseziaceae. Gene Ontology annotation, molecular function: ATP binding; threonine-tRNA ligase activity. Gene Ontology annotation, biological process: threonyl-tRNA aminoacylation. The coding region runs from base 1 to 1908 and encodes 635 amino acids.